Blepharisma stoltei is the source of this 2756-nucleotide messenger RNA. The record is from the annotation of a GenBank genome assembly. NCBI's taxonomy places the organism in Eukaryota, Ciliophora, Heterotrichea, Heterotrichida, Blepharismidae.
AUGGCAUCAGGCUUCUUCAGAUUGUCAGCUUUAAGUUACAACCUCUUCAAUGAAAUCGCUGAUUUUUUGGAACCUCAAGAAAUAGUCACAGUUUUGAGCAUAAAUAAAUACUUUAAUAAAUUUUGGAACUUCAGGGUCGCUGAAAAAAUUUUCCCUCAUAUAAACUUUAGCACUGGUCUGAAACCUCGAGACAGAUGAAGACUGGGAAAAAUUAAAUAUUUUGCUCCUAAGUUUGCCUCACUCCUUCCGCUUAUAUUGGGAAAAAAUAUUGACAAAAUUUCCAUUUUUUAGAAAAUUAACCAGCAAAAAUAAUAAAGCAAGUUUUAUAGGUAAAAUAAUAGUAUAUAUAAAGAAAUAGCUUUGAUAAUAUUUAAUUUAUUAAAAAAUUGCCUAUAACUAGUUCCAUUUUAGAAGGGAAAUAUAGUUGAAUUCUAUUUAAAUAAAAUUAACUUUUUUUAAUUAUAAAUAAUUUUAUAUCCCCUUCAUUGGAACAGAUUUUUAAAAAGGGGGGAGUCAUCAACAAAAUCAAUCGCUUCAAGCAAACGAAUUUAUCCUCUUUCAAUCACAUUUGACCCAUUAAAAAUUAUCGCUUUAAGAGAUAUGUCCUUAUCAUUAUGAUUCCCUGAAACUAACGAAAUAAAAAUUAUACCAAUUUUACAUGAAAAUUUUUCUAUUCACUUAAUUGCAUAUGAAAAUGAUCAAUUAGCGAUUAUUUACACAAACAAUAAGCUAGUUUUUUAUACAGAAAGUGGGGAAAUUAAACGAGAGCUUGAUAUUUGCUAUUUAUAUAUAUACUAAUUGACCAAGAAUAGCCCACUAAGGAGCCAUUCUUGGUCUGCCAGAAAAAAUUUUGACAAAAGAUCCUAAUCUGCCAUUACCACUGAGUUUUGGUGUUUCCAAAUUUUUUGGGCAAGCCAAAUGCAAUAAAAAAAAUUGUUCUUUUGCGAUGAUGCAUUUGGCUUGUCAAAAAAAUUUGGCAAUAUCAAAAUUCAGUGGUAAUGACAAACGAUCCUAAUCUGCAAUUACCACUGAGUUUUGGUGUUGCCAAAAUUUUUUUGACAAGCCAAAUGCAUCAUCGCAAAAGAACAAUUUUUUUUUAUUGCAUUUGGCUUGCCCAAAAAAUUUGGAAACACCAAAACUCAGUGGUAAUGGCAGAUUAGGAUCUUUUGUCAAAAUUUUUUCUGGCAGACCAAGAAUGGCUCCUUAGUGGGCUAUUCUUGGUCAAUUAGUAUAUCUAAAAUAUUUUAUUUGGAAAAAGGAAAUUAUUUGGCUCUUGUCUCAACCUCUAGUGAAAUAAUAUUUAUGAAUAAUUUAGGAGAAACUGUGUCAAAAAGGACAAUUGGGUUUCUUGCUAAAUAUAAAAUAGUAAAUUCUGACAUAUUCAUAGGUCUUGUCAGAAGCCAAUUAUUAGCUAUAUCUCCCCAUAAAGUAAAAUUGCUUUUAGAGUGAAAUGAUUAUAGGCGGAUUCCAGAUUUUUGGGUAGAUAAGAAAAACAGCAAAAUAAUUGCUCAUAGUACAACUGAUUUUCAGUUUGGAUAUAAGAAUCCACAAGUAGAAGUUAAAUCUUUUGGAGGGUUGAUUUUCUUACUCCCCCCUCCGUGGACGGAGGGGGGUUAAUGUUUUUUUGUAAAAAAUUAUAUAUGAAUUUUAUACUAAUUUUUGUUUCGAAUUUAAAAAAAUCUCAAUCUGCAAAAUUAGAAAGCAAAUAUUUAUUUAAUUGUAAAAUUGUGUUUUAAAAUGCAACCUGCUUAAAAUUAAACAGAAUUAGCUAGAAAUUUUAUUAUAACAAUUAUCACUUAUAUAUAAAUUUUUUUUUCAUAAAAAAUUUUUGUAAGGCGGGCUUUUGGGGAAAAAUUGGGAUUUUUCUAAUUGUUUUGUUUGCUCACGGAGGGGUUAGUAAAUGAGCACUAUCUUAUGUGAUUACAAGCGCAGCAUGGCAUUGAGAGUACUGUUAUAAUUGACCAAGAAACCGAGGAUAUGUAUGAAAUUGAUAUGAAAGGAAAAAUUUUUCAAAUAGUGGGAGAUAGAAAUUUAUGAUCAAAAUAUGGCGACUCUCUCAAACAAAAGCUCUUUUUUGCACAUUUCAAUUAAGGUGACUUUCCCUAACAAAUUUUACCUGGUGUGACAGGGAAUUUAGCCCUCAAUGUACAGCUUUGGAUGCCAAAAUUUAGAUCGUUAAGGCUGGGAUUUUAGAGUGCCUAAUAGAUCCAAGUUGGUUAGUCCGAGAGUGGAAAGGAAAAAGUUAAUGAUUCAAAACUCAAGGAGACAGUGCAGUGGAGAUUAAGCUCUGGCGAGAAGCAUCAUGUGGUUAGAAAUCCCGUGGAGAUAGCCCUCACUGGUGGCAUAGGAUAAAGACUAGCUUUAGCUUAGUAGAUAAAAAUUUAAUUGUAGCCCAUUUUAUAGAUAUGAAAAGAAACACUAUUUUAUAUUUUUUUAUAUGAAAGGAGAGGGAGCCACUUUAUGCCUUAAAAAUACAUGAAAGUUUUGAAAUAUUAGAUUUCCAAUUUCCUUAUCUAAUUUAUAAUGCGCUGACAUUAUUGUGGGAGAGUCUUCACACGUCGGGACAUUUCCCGCGUGUGGAACUCAAAUCCUAUAUAUGGAGCCACUCAAAAUGUGGAAAUUCUGCAUGUGGGAUUUGGUUUCCACUCGUGGGAAAAAUGUCCCGACUUGUAGAAGCCUCCAAUAAUCAUGCAAAUGCAUAACAUAUGGUGACUUGCGAUGAUGGAAUAGGAAAAUUAAAAGUAAUGAAGGUGUAA